CUUCUGUCUGUCAACCGGAAGGGUGGUAUCUAGGCAGGUUCAGCAAACACACGCGCACCACGUUUGUUCAUGUUUAAAGUCAAAUCAUGUUUGGCCRCUGUUUGUGGAAAGUCUUCUGAAUAAGCCUUGGACUUUCUGACUGUCAUUCUCCCACACACUCCUUGAACUUGUGACGGUGUUGGGCAAGGUUUUUGUCAGUUAGACUACCAAGUAAAAAGCUUACCUGUGGCGGCGCGCAUACUCUGCCUGGCCUGUUUCUGUUUGUGGAAGGAGGGAUCACUACAGUCAGCGUUCUUGAACUCUUCGAUACAAGGGAGCGAAAUCAUUUUGUGGAGAAGACCUAUCGUUAAAAGCAGAUCAUUUCCUAAUCAGGCCUGUUGCCAUCAUAAAUAAAAACGCCCCUUCACUCACCCCCUCUGAAGCCCCUUUCUCCUCCCUGCGUGGUGCCCUGCCCCAUGAUGAGUGUGCAGCCUCGGAGGAUCCGCCUGAAGCCCUGGCUGUUAGCCCAGGUGAACAGCGGGAGGUACCCCGGCUUGCAGUGGCUCAGCCCGGACCACCGGAUCUUCCAGAUCCCCUGGAGGCACGCCACAAGACACCUGCCCACCUCUGAGGAAGAGAACACCAUCUUCAAGGCCUGGGCUCUGGAGACAGGGAAGUACCAGCAGGGUCUGGAUGAGCCGGACCCUGCCAAGUGGAAGGCUAACCUGCGCUGUGCCCUCAACAAGAGCCGGGAGUUCAAACUGAAAUACGACGGCACCAAGGAGACACCCGCCCAGCCCUACAAGAACUACGAGGUCUGUGACCAGCCCUGCAAUGGAGACACAGUUGAUGAAGAUGAGGAGGAGAUGCCGAAUAUUGUUGAUCUCUCCAUUGACCCCAGAAUUAGUGACCCACGCAUUUAUCAGGCAUUCCCUACCUCACAUAGGAUAGACCUUCCCUUUAGCUCCCCCCUCAAUGACAGAUAUGGCACAUCCCACCACGCCCCUAUGUACCCCAGUCCCAACAUGUACGCCAAUCCCAACGGGGGCAAUACCAUGGCAACGGAUCUCCCUCAGCCAACCAUGGCUCCCCCAGAGUUUUCUGCCCACGUUCCAUUGGUGGUGAAGUUGGAACAUGGGGUCUUUGUGCACCAUGGACCCGCAGAACACUCCAACGGCCUGGGGAUGGGUGGAGGGAGCAUGCAGCCUCCUAUGGUCACUGAGAUGGCCACCAUGGUUCCUUCUGCUGCAUCUGUGGCUCUGGUUGCCCCUAACCCAGAUGCCGCCCCAAUGGAGGCCAUGUCGGGAGUCCAGAACCAGGAAGAAGGGCAGGCGGUGCCACCCUACAAAUAUGACCUGCUGAACAGCUUGCCAUUGACUGACCUAGACAUGAAGUUCCAGUACCGGGGUCGCAAGAUGGGCUCCCUGACGGUGAGUAACCCCCAGGGCUGCCGGCUGUACUACGGCCACUUGGAGCCCACCCCGGAGCAGGUGGACCUGUUCGGCCCUGUCAACCUCAACCAAGUUCUCUUCCCUGGCUCGGCCGACAUCCAGAAUGAGAAGCAGCGGUUCUACACAGAGCACCUGCUGGAUGUGAUGGAUCGAGGCCUGAUCCUGGAGAUCUGGGAGCAGGAUAUAUACGCUAUCAGGUUGUGUCAGUGCAAGGUGUAUUGGUCUGGGCCGGGCGUUGACGAGCAGGGGCCUCCCAACCCUAUGGAGAGGGAGAGGAAGUACAAAGUGUUCAGCCUCAAUAACUUCCUGCACGGGCUCAUCCUGUUCCAGAAGGGUGAAACUCCCACCCCACCCCCGUUUGAGCUCUGCUUCUGCUUCGGGGAGGACUGGCCAGACCAACGGAAACCCAAGGAGAAGAAGCUCAUCGUUGUGCAGGUGGUCCCGGUGGUGGCGCGGAUCCUAACAGAGAUGUUUUCUGGAGAGCUGUCCUGGUCAACAGACAGCAUCCGGCUGCAGAUCUCCAACCCAGACCUGAAGGACCAGACGGUGGAGCAGUUCAAGGAGCUCCAGAGGCUUCUCCAGAGUCAGCACGGCCUGGGAUCCUAACAGGGCUUGUCCUGGAUCAAGGCCUCGACUGCUCAUGGACUAUUAAUAGCACACUGCACUUGGAUUAAUAACCUUAUUCAACGUUUUGUGUGUGGGGAUAUUAGCCUUCUUUCAACCCUGAGCCUAUGGUAGAUGCCUAGAGCCCUGUAUGUAAUUAAUCUUAACUGGAUCUUAGGCAGAACUACUUGUACAUCAUCAAAACCCAGACUGCUGUAUCCUCUUUUUUUGGUCCCUUAUAUUAUUUUUUUGAAUUUCAAUAAAUACCAUUGCAGUAUUUUUUUUCUAAUGGUGGCAGGUAUUACUCAAUUGUCACUUUAAUUUCUAUCCAUUUUCUUUUGCAGACACCUGCUACUGUACUAGAACCCUGUAACUGAAUGGACACGGGUGCCAAAAAUGGGACUUAAGCCAUACAUGCAAUGUAAAAAGUAUUGGAAUGUUUUUUAAAUAAAUGAAUAAACUACUACAUUAAUCAGCAAAGUGGUAAUUUAUUCCAUGACAGGACAAUUUUGUACUUUUUGCUGUGAAGGUGCUUUGGUGAAUGGGUGAAAGCACCCACCGGUAUUGUUACUUCACCCUCAGAUUCUAGGGAGGGGGGGGAGGUGUUCCAGAACAGUGAAACACCUACCUCCAUGUUCACUUUACAGCUGGAAGGGAACCUGUUUGACUUGAACACAGACCGGGUUGUAUUGUGGACUUGGCAAUGAGGGUGAACCUGUGAGCAAAUUACCCUUGGAAGGGUGGUGAGUGACAUCAGCUAUAUGGAGUUCAACAUGCAGCCMCUGAAUGUUAUUGAUCGAAAAGUAGGGGCUUGUUAGCAUGUGUGGAAAUGUCUCUGRAUAUUUAUCUAAGUAGAACAACACCUAUAGCAUACUACCAAAGUGUGUARUGUGUCUGACGGACAGCAGUGGCUCUGCAACAAAGAACACCUUGGCUAACUGGUUUCUGCCAGAGAAUGAGUGRGGUUGUGGGUCUGGGAUGAACAAAUGUCUAAACUCUAAAACAUGAUACACAGACAAGGGCACGUUUGUUCCUCACUGYCGUUUUUAUUGUUGUUCACAACAUGACGGUGUCUGCCUCCCCAAGAAUGGACGAUGCCAGAGGUGGAACACAAAAAAAAAAAAAAAA
Messenger RNA from Salvelinus sp. IW2-2015, 3161 nucleotides. RefSeq names its product interferon regulatory factor 5. Gene Ontology annotation, biological process: immune system process; regulation of transcription by RNA polymerase II. Gene Ontology annotation, molecular function: RNA polymerase II cis-regulatory region sequence-specific DNA binding; protein binding; DNA-binding transcription factor activity, RNA polymerase II-specific. NCBI's taxonomy places the organism in Eukaryota, Metazoa, Chordata, Actinopteri, Salmoniformes, Salmonidae. Gene Ontology annotation, cellular component: nucleus. The record is from RefSeq and is a predicted model, not a curated record.